Mixia osmundae IAM 14324 is the source of this 906-nucleotide messenger RNA. RefSeq lists its product as uncharacterized. The transcript has 7 exons. The record is from RefSeq and is a predicted model, not a curated record. The coding region runs from base 1 to 906 and encodes 301 amino acids. Lineage: Eukaryota; Fungi; Basidiomycota; Mixiomycetes; Mixiales; Mixiaceae.
AUGGGAUCGGCGGGCGAACUGGGCCCCGUCAAAGAGUCUUGCUAUCCACGCUGUACACCUGUCGGAAUCGAUGCUCCCGAUCCACAAUGGCGCUUCUGCAGCAAGCUUUUCAAAGAGGCUACCUUGCGCUUGGCAACAUGCGAGAUUGUCGCAAAUACCUGUGCCCGGAGCUACGGCAAGACAGUGCGAAACCACGACUGCACCGACUACUCGGUCAAGAGCUGCGACGCGACGCGACAAUACGUGCUCUUGUGCACUCCCUGUGCAUCCUCUCUGCAUCUUGCUCGCGACAGACUCGCGAGCGAAUCCAUCCUGGGCUACCCCGUCGCAACUCGCUAUUUCUGUCCGUGGUUCUUACCGUGCCAGCUCGAGUGCACCGUAGAGCGUGAUUUGCCUCUUCCUGCUUUCCAGUUUCGAACCUCCAAGGCGGACGUCAAGACGUACAUGAACCUCGAGCCCGACUUCAGAGCUGAUCUCGUGAAUUGUGGAGACGACAUUCACUGUGAGGCCCAGCCCGGGCCUGACUUCUCCCAAGACAAAAGGCAGUGGACCAUCUCGGCAAGGAUCAAGCAGAAUUUCGCAUCUGCCAGUGGCGUUGCGACCACUGCUCUCAUGCAACACUGCUGCUCCCUCGCACGCACACUCGAAUUCCAGACAUCUCUCUUCAGAUCUGCUGAUCUAGUCUUGGUCGAUACGAGGUAUCAUCUGCAUUGUUGGCCCUAUGGCUGGGGAGCGCCCGACCCUCAGCCGGAGUUUUGCAGGAAGCAUUUCACCGAGUUCAAGAUGCAGAGCAUAAAGUGUGAAGCACUCUUGAAUACCUGUGGCCAACGGCGCGGUACUACAAAGCCGAACCAUGUAUGCGACUUCAGCGAGAAGCCUGCUCCACCUGCUGUCGCGGCGGCAUAG